CUAAGAGGCAGGGCCAUGGAAUCUGUCCAAUCAGCACCGGGGGUAGAUGAAUUUGGCGGACACACUGAGCCUGCGCUGUGGACGUGGCUGGUCCUUGUAACCGCAGGAGACUGGGUCUCCCUUGGCUAAGGUGCUGUGUCCUUUGUCGCGCUGUCACCCCAGCUGCUGAGGAUUCCUCGUGAAGACUGUGGGUGACGCCAGCAACAGGAAGAUGGCAGUGGACUCAGUGGACUUUGAGGAUGUGGCUGUGAAGUUCACCCUGGAAGAGUGGGCGCUGCUGGAUCCUUCACAGAAAAGACUCUACAGAGAUGUGAUGAGGGAAACCAUCAGGAACCUGACUGCAGUGGGGAAAAUAUGGAAAGACUGGAACAUUGAAGAUGAUGAUCAAAAUGUGAGGAGAGAUCUGAGGGCUUCAAUGUGGGAAGGCUUCCAGGACUUCAUGCUUCUGUGAAGUACAUGGAAGAAUUCAUUCUGCAGAAAAACCUUACACCUGUAAUCAAUGUGGCAAAGCAUUCAGGGAUUCUAAUACCCUUCAAGAUCAUGAAAGAAUGCAUAGUGGAGAGAGACUCUAUCAGUGUAAAAUGUGUCAUAGAAUCUUCAGUAGUUUAAGCUCAGUUCAAGUUCAUGAAAGAACUCACAGUGGAGAGAAACCCUAUGAAUGUGAACAGUGUGGAAAGACCUUCACUCGUUCCAAUGUCCUGCGAAUGCAUGAAAGAAUUCACAGUGGAGAAAAACCCUACAAAUGUGAACAAUGUGGAAAGGCCUUUAAUUAUUCUCAUU
This is a messenger RNA of Heterocephalus glaber (naked mole-rat), 780 nucleotides long. RefSeq names its product zinc finger protein 627-like. Gene Ontology annotation, molecular function: DNA-binding transcription repressor activity, RNA polymerase II-specific; DNA-binding transcription activator activity, RNA polymerase II-specific; RNA polymerase II cis-regulatory region sequence-specific DNA binding. The record is from RefSeq and is a predicted model, not a curated record. Gene Ontology annotation, biological process: negative regulation of transcription by RNA polymerase II; regulation of immune system process; regulation of cytokine production. Gene Ontology annotation, cellular component: nucleus; nucleoplasm. Lineage: Eukaryota; Metazoa; Chordata; Mammalia; Rodentia; Bathyergidae.